Messenger RNA from Pongo pygmaeus (Bornean orangutan), 6248 nucleotides. It is a transcript of the gene PPM1K, whose product is annotated as protein phosphatase, Mg2+/Mn2+ dependent 1K. Gene Ontology annotation, biological process: protein dephosphorylation. Gene Ontology annotation, molecular function: protein serine/threonine phosphatase activity; cation binding. The transcript has 7 exons. NCBI's taxonomy places the organism in Eukaryota, Metazoa, Chordata, Mammalia, Primates, Hominidae. The record is from RefSeq and is a predicted model, not a curated record. The coding region runs from base 444 to 1562 and encodes 372 amino acids.
GAGCCACCACUGGCCCAGGGUGACGUCGCUCCGCCGCGCAGCUGGAAGCCUGCGAAGUCAAAUAGCCGCGGGGAGGCUCGUUCCCAUCGGCUUCUGUGAUUGGCUGCGAUCGAGGGCCCGGGCGGCUGGCCAGCAGACUCGCCGAGCGCCGACUGGCCGGAUCUGCUGUCAGUCAGAGGGAACAGACUUCUCCCUCUCCAUCUGGUCAACUGCGGGAGAAAAAUUUUCGAGAAUUUCCAGCAGGCAAGGCAGUGGCCGCUUUGACUGCUUGCUUCGGAGAUCCGAGACAACGGAGAAGGCACUCUUAUUUACCGACCAGGAAAGCCCUUCCCCCGCCCUCCGUUAGCUAAUUAAAACAUUUUUCAGGGACGUAGCAAUCCAAAGACAUUCCAUUAUUGUUCCAUUGACCUUUCCCUCAUCACUGAGUCCUUUGGAGCUGAGUUAUGUCAACAGCUGCCUUAAUUACUUUGGUCAGAAGUGGUGGGAACCAGGUGAGAAGGAGAGUGCUGCUAAGCUCCCGCCUGCUGCAGGACGACAGGCGGGCGACACCCACGUGCCACAGCUCCACUUCAGAGCCUAGGUGUUCUCGGUUUGACCCAGACGGUAGUGGGAGUCCAGCUACCUGGGACAAUUUUGGUAUCUGGGAUAACCGCAUUGAUGAGCCAAUUCUGCUGCCACCCAGCAUUAAGUAUGGCAAGCCAAUUCCCAAAAUCAGCUUGGAAAAUGUGGGGUGCGCCUCACAGAUUGGCAAACGGAAAGAGAAUGAAGACCGGUUUGACUUCGCUCAGCUGACAGAUGAGGUCCUGUACUUUGCAGUGUAUGAUGGACACGGUGGACCUGCAGCAGCUGAUUUCUGUCAUACCCACAUGGAGAAAUGUAUUAUGGAUUUGCUUCCUAAGGAGAAGAACUUGGAAACUCUGUUGACCUUGGCUUUUCUAGAAAUAGAUAAAGCCUUUUCGAGUCAUGCCCGCCUGUCUGCUGAUGCAACUCUUCUGACCUCUGGGACUACUGCAACAGUAGCCCUAUUGCGAGAUGGUAUUGAACUGGUUGUAGCCAGUGUUGGGGACAGCCGGGCUAUUUUGUGUAGAAAAGGAAAACCCAUGAAGCUGACCAUUGACCAUACUCCAGAAAGAAAAGAUGAAAAAGAAAGGAUCAAGAAAUGUGGUGGUUUUGUAGCUUGGAAUAGUUUGGGGCAGCCUCACGUAAAUGGCAGGCUUGCAAUGACAAGAAGUAUUGGAGAUUUGGACCUUAAGACCAGUGGUGUCAUAGCAGAACCUGAAACUAAGAGGAUUAAGUUACACCAUGCUGAUGACAGCUUCCUGGUCCUCACCACAGAUGGAAUUAACUUUAUGGUGAAUAGUCAAGAGAUUUGUGACUUUGUCAAUCAGUGCCAUGAUCCCAACGAAGCAGCCCAUGCAGUGACUGAACAGGCAAUACAGUAUGGUACUGAGGAUAACAGUACUGCAGUAGUAGUGCCUUUUGGUGCCUGGGGAAAAUAUAAGAACUCUGAAAUCAACUUCUCAUUCAGCAGAAGCUUUGCCUCCAGUGGACGAUGGGCCUGAUUACCAGCUGGGACUUAGAGUUUCUGUGCAACAGAUUUUCACUGAGCAUGUCAAGAAACUGAUAAGAUCGAAAAGGUCUCCUAACUCACUAGAUCAGUGCACAAGUCAGUGUAAACCACGUAAUAGUAGUUUUUUCAUAAAUACUCAUCAUAUUUAUGUUCAGCUGUACAUGUUCAGUAUAAAUAUAUGUAUAGUGAAGCUACUGUGAGUCUUUAAAUGGAAAGAGCAAAUGAGAAAUGGUUUGGAUACACUUGAUGAGAGAUGAGAGUGUCACAUUAAUAAUUUUUAAGACUCUUAGGCAGCUAUGAGUUUCUUUUGAUCAUUUUUGUUCUUUAUUAAUUUGAACACAUUUUUGAAGUUCUUCAAAACUAGUCAGUUUGAAUUUUGACAGCUAUUCAAUAUGUGAUUUCCAAGUUUAAAAAAAUUUUUUUUCCAGACUUCCCUAAUCCUAAAAUGCAAGUUUUUAUUUUUAAUAACUGUACCAAGGAAUAAGUAUGAAAACAGUUCUCUGUUAUUUUGUAUUCUGGACCACUUACUGGUGAAAGUAACCAGGCAAAAGAAAUUAAUUUGGCCAGGCACAGUGGCUCGUGCCUGUAAUCCCAGCACUUUGGGAGGCCAAGGUGGGUAGAUUACCUGAGGUCAGGAAUUCAAGACCAGCCUGGCCAACAUGGUGAAACCUCUUCUCUAGUAAAAAUCCAAAAAAAAAAAAAAAAAAAAAUUAACUGGGCGUGGUGGCAGCCAUCUGUAAUCCCAGCUACUCGGGAGGCUGAGGAAGGAGGAAUCACUUGAACCCGGGACACGGGGGUUGCAGUGAGCUGAGAUCAUGCCAUUGCACUCCAGCCUGGGUGGCAAGAGCGAAACUCCGUCUCAAAAAAAAAAAAAAGAAAAGAAAUUAAUUCAGAUGAUAUGACAUUACUAAAUUGUAUACAUAUUUAUAAAUGUGUAUUUCAGCUGUCUCAUCAGCCCUCCCCUCCAUUCAUUCUUAUUUUUCUGUAGUUAAGAAUACUAUAAAAAUGUGACUAUUCCUUAAUAUCAGAAAAGAAUGCACAGCCUGAGUCUUCUGGUCAAAAGUUAAAUACUGAUGGAAUCAAGUAUUUUGUAUGAAGUUCUCAUUUGUUACCUCUAACGCUAUUUUAUGUUUUGUAUAUAGUAUUAUAGUAUGUGUAUAUCACUUUUUGUAUAGAGUAAGCAAUUGAAUAAUUUGUUAGUAAAAAUAAUACCACAUUGACUGAUACUGCUAUAGACAUAGCUUGAGUUUUAUGUCUCCUUUUUGUUCAUUUUCUAACUUAGGAGAAAGAAUACAUCUAAAAUGAACAUUAAAACAUUCUCCAUUUCAGCCUGCUAUGUAACUUAGGAAGUAUAAAACUAUACUUCUCUUUAUCUGCAUGUAAGUUUGCUGUUAAAAUGUGAAUUUCUAAAUGUGUGUUUAGAAUUAUUUCUGUAGUUUAUUUCUGCAAGCUAUGUAAAUUUGUUAUAUGUGUGAGUAUGUAAACAUAUGUAUAUUUUGGAGUAAUAUAAAAUUAAAGGGAACAAUCUUGCAUAGCUCUUUCACCAGUUUUAAAUUAUUGAUAUAUUAUUUUUAAGGACUCUUGACAAACUAGGGGCAAUUUCCUUAUAGUGGAGAACCAGUGAUUAUCAGCAGAUGAGGAAAUAGGUUAAAAAUUGCUAUAUGGCAAUUUGUAUAUAAAGUAAUAGGAUGUGAGAAAAAUACUGAAUCUUAAGAAUGACAUGGAAUUUUGUGGCAGAAACAAAAGAAAAAGUUGAUGUAGUAUAUACCUUCAACUGUUUUUUAAGUUGACUUUUUUUUUCUUUAAGCUUUAGGUAAAAGUGUAUGAGGAGGGAGAGGGCCCAAUAUAAAUAUUCACAUCUUACCUUUUUGGGAAUGGAAGAAGAUAAAUCUUGAGUUUUUCUGCCUAUAUUAAUCAGGAAUUGCCCUUUGAAAAAAGUGCUAAAUAAAUAUUUCGAUUUUUUUUUUCAAGGGAAGUUAGGUGAAAGAAGGAAAAACAUCACAGGAAAGACUAUUAACAUUCUGUUUGUUGUCUGAGAGGUGAGGAAUCAAAGGGAGGCAACUAAAGCGGGAAACCAUCUUGCUUUUUCUAAUCAGUUCUUGGAAAAGAAAUGUGGAAGCUACCUUUAGGAACAUGGAGAAUUUCCAAACCAACAGGCAAAGGAAAACUAAAGCACAAAAAUGGCAUUCUAAAGAUGCAGGUUUCAGCCAGGCGCGGUGGCUCAAGCCUGUAAUCCUAGCACUUUGGGAGGCCAAGGCAGGUGGAUCACCUGAGGUCAAGAGUUAGAGACCAGCCUGGCCAACAUGGUGAAAUCUCGUCUCGACCAAAAAAUGCAAAAAUUAGCCAGGCAUGGUGGUGGGCGCCUGUAAUCCCAGCUACUGGGGAGGCUGAGGAAGGAGAAUUGCUUGAAACUGGGAGGCAGAGGUUGCAGUGAGUCGAGAUUGCGCCAUUGCACUCCAGCCUGGACAGCAGAGCAAAAACUCCAUCUCAAAUAACUAAAUAAACAAAUAUUCAGGUUUCAUUUUUGUUUUGAAUGCUUUAUAUUACUAUUCCUAUUGUUUACUUUAAAAACUAAGAUUAGGAGUGAUGUUGUCAAGUUCAAAGGCGUGAGGGUGAUUGAUGGAUUGAGGUAGAUAGCCAAGUUUGUCUGUUUUUGUUUUUUAUAGUUACAGAGUCUCAUUUUGUUGUCCAGGCUGAAGUGCAGUGGUGCAAUCAUAGCUCACUGAGAUUGCCAGGUUCGACAAAGAGGAAUUUAUAGGAUGCGGAUAUAGGGUAGACUUGACUCUGCUUUAUCCGGGAAAGCUUUUAAAACUCUGAGCCAGUUAACUUUGAGUAAGCAUAAAACAUACUGUACUGGUGUUUGUAUUUUUCAUGCCACAAUAUUAAAAUGGAAUUUUAAAUGUAGAUUAUUAUAAUCUAUAAAAGAUAAGUAUACAUGUAUUAGGAUACUGGAAAAUAUGCAAAUUGUAGUAAAAAAAGGGACUGCUCUAGUUUUUCAGUUAUAACUGAAUUUGCCAUGUGGGUAUAGGUAUAGUGUAAAUUACAUUAAUGUAGUAAAACAUCAAUUGUGGUUGGGUUUGUCUUUCAUUUAUGUGUAGUAUAGAAAUUACCUUUCUAAUAUGUGUUGCCAAACUAUUUGCCACCAUCUAUUUGGUGAAAUAUUCAUUGUCAUUGUGAUUUUCCACAAGUAUAAGUUCUUAAGUACCUUAUAGAUUCAGAAGUAAACGCUGUCCUGUUCUCCAUCAGCUGUUCAUUUGUUACAGAUUUUUUAUUUCUUUUUUUUGAGAUGGAGUCUCACUGUGUCACCCAGGCUGGAGUUUUUUUGUAUUUUUUUGUAUUUUUGUAUUUUUAGUAGAGAUGGGUUUUUUUUUUUUUUUGUAUUUUUAGUAGAGAUGGGGUUUCGCCAUAUUGGCCAGGCUGGUCUCGAACUCCUGACCUCAAGUGAUCCACCCACCUCGGCCUCCCAAAGUGCUGGGAUUACAGGCAUGAGCCACCGCAGCUGGCCAGAUCUUUGUAUGUCUUAAGUGCUUCAAAGUCUUAAGCAUUUUUCUGGGGGGAUGUCCAUUUUGGAGGGAUCCAUUUUGAUCCUUUGUACUCUAUAAUGUGAACUUUCCCGUUCCAACACUUAAAAGAGAAUUAUUAGCACAUAAUCUAAAAGAUGGAAUUUUUUUUUUCUUGAGACAGAGUCUCGCUCUGUCGCCAGGCUGGAGUGCAGUGGCGCGAUCUCGGCUCACUGCAAACUCUGCCUCCUGGGUUUAAGCGAUUCUCCUGCCUCAGCCUCUGGAGUAGCUGGGACUACAGGUGCGUGCCACCAUGCCUGGCUAAUUUUUGUAUUUUUAGUAGAGACGGGGUUUCACCAUACAGGCCAGGAUGGUCUCGAUCCCUUGACCUCGUGAUCCACCUGCCUCGGCCUCCCAAAGUGCUGGGAUUACAGCACUGUGCCCAGCCCGGAAAUUAUUUUUUAAGUGAAAUUUUAUUUUAUUUUUUUUUUAGGAUUUUGGUAGAGAAUGAGUAGGCCUACUCAUCAAUAUCAAACAGGACAUUUAGUUUCUUUCCUUAGAACAGACAUAAAUUUAAUUUCAUGGUAAUAUGAUAAUAAGAAAAUGCUUCUAUUUUUCUUUAGCACCUCCAUCGUUCUCAUGUACCCAUGUCUGUAAAAAGUGACAUGAGAUUUUUGUUGGGUUACAUUUUAUUGUAUUUAUUAGAUUCGCUUAUAUAGAUGACUUAAGCAGAAAUAAAGUCAUGUCUUUACAAGGUGAACAAGCCAACUUGUGAUGGCCUGCCUUUUGCUUUUGGCAUUUGGGAUGAGAACAAUUGACUCUCCCAUUGGUUGUUAGAUGGUUGAAAUGGUGCAUUGGUGGUCAUACUUAGUGUUCUAGGCUGUGAAAUCAUGGAUUUCUUCCACUUCCAAGAAUGACUCAUUUGCUGUUGGAUUCUAGUACAGAAUUUAGCAGCCUGAUGUGUCCCCAAACUGAUUUAAUUUCUACUGAAGUGCCCUUGUGUACAUUUGUUUUGUAAUUUACCAAAGUACUGAGUGUAUAAUGACUCCUACAGUGAGUUAAUGUAAUUGCUGCUUUGACCAUUGUUUUAAAUCCGUGUACUAGAGUAACUGUGAGCAGAAUAAAAUCACAUUAUCUCAAUGUUCAAAAUAUUCUAAUAAAGUACAUGCAUUAAACAA